Messenger RNA from Theobroma cacao (cacao), 1308 nucleotides. The record is from RefSeq and is a predicted model, not a curated record. NCBI's taxonomy places the organism in Eukaryota, Viridiplantae, Streptophyta, Magnoliopsida, Malvales, Malvaceae.
CGUUAUCGAUACGUUUGGGCUCUCUCAUCGACUCUCUAUUUCUGUCGCCCGUCUCACCUCCAAGCCAAUUACCUUGUUUACAAAUAUAUAUGGAAAUGGGUUAGCUGCCAUAGAUGCUGCUAAAUCAAUCCAUGGAGGAGUUAUUUUCUGCAUCUGCUACCAAGUUGAGGAACGAGUCAGUCUUCUCCCAGAAGCGCCCCGGUGAAACCUGCUCUCAUGGUGAUGAAGUCGAUUGGAGUUCCAUUUUUCAGCAGCAACAAAUGGAAUUAUUGCCUUUUCCGAACACCUUCUGGCCUCCAAGCAAUAAUCAACCUGAAAAUAUCCUAACCCAAGCAUCUCAAGCUCCAAACAAUUCCAACGCUUCUCUUUUGAAAAGAAGCAAUUCAAAAUUAUCUGAACCAGAUAGAGAUCGGAAAAGGAAAACUGAUAAGAAAUAUCGGGAAAAAGAAUUGAAAAUAAAGUCCUUAAGUUUUCAUUGUAGGCCGAUCCACUGCGUCUUGAAAAUGAGAAGCUAAAAGAUGAAAACGCUUCACUGAGGAAGAAUGCCAAUCUUAAUAACUUAUCACUGCUUGAGGCUGAGAAUGCAAGACUGAGAAUUGAAAAUAAAGUCCUCAAGGUGCAGAAUGAUGCUUUAUGUGGGAAGAUAAUAAGUGACAAUGAUAAGAAGUGUGAACAAGAACAGGAAGCUAGAAUAUCAUCAGAAGAUAUGCCUCUGCUGUAGUAAGUACGUGUUCUUUCUCAAUGGACAAUGUGUGCUAUGUUUUAUUUGCAAGCGCAGCUUGUAGUGCUUGGUCCAUUCUUUCUGCUUUGAUCUGAGCGCACUACAUGGCUACUUUUUGACAUAUCCUCAAAUAGUAGUUUAGCUUCUUCUUGUUCACCUUUUGAUCUCUUUUCUUUUCGGGACUUCUUAGUUAAAUCUUCGACCACUAUUUUUCUUUGAUCUCUUUCUCCUCUCAUUUUCACUCUUUGAUCUUCAACCCUCUCUUCCUUUUCGCUCUCACAUUUCUCACUUGCCUAUGAUGGGAAGGGGGAAAGAGAAAAAGAAUUUGGUUUUCUACUAUUCUGUUCAUUGGGUGUGUAGCUGGUGGGUAAGAUGCUGAUCUCGGCAUUGUAGCGGUGGCUCCAUUAUGUUAUCAGUGGAGGUGGUCGUCAAUGAAUUAUUCACUUUGCUGCUGCUGCUGCUGCCUUUUUGCUACUGAAAUGUGCUUGAUCUUAAUUACUCCUUCGAUUCUCAUCUUUGUAUUUAUCUGAUUGGUGCAGGUAUUAUUAUCUUAUACACUACAGGUGAAAUUUACAAACUUUGGUGAA